AUGUCUGCAUUCAAAGCAUCAGCCAUCAACACUCAAGAUCUUAUAAAUAGAAUCUUGCAGCUCAAACAGAUUAUCAAGAGACUUGGAGAGCAGAAUCAUGAAUUAAAAGAUCAUAACAAGCAGCUUGAGACCCAGAUCAUGGCUAUUCCAUCCACUGGACAACAGAAAAAGAAAGAUAAAGCCAAAGUCAAUCUACCAGAAUUCUUCAAGAAUGAACAAGAAAAAUUACAAGCUUUCUUGAAACAACUGUGCAUCUACAUAAAUAUAAAAGGCAAAGAACUCAGUAACAAUAAGAACAAGAUAAUAAUAACAAAUUAUUACAAAAAAGACAAAGUUAAUCAGAAUAACAACAUGCUAAAGAUUAUUAACAGCUACAACAUCUUUAUUCAGAUAUUGAAAACCACUUUCAGAGAAGUCAAGAAACAAAAUACAGCAGCCCAGCAGUUACACUACAUAUAA
This is a messenger RNA of Coccidioides immitis RS, 459 nucleotides long. RefSeq lists its product as uncharacterized. NCBI's taxonomy places the organism in Eukaryota, Fungi, Ascomycota, Eurotiomycetes, Onygenales, Onygenaceae. The transcript is spliced from 2 exons. Bases 1 to 459 code for a protein of 152 amino acids. The record is from RefSeq and is a predicted model, not a curated record.